Molecule: messenger RNA, 3441 nt
Organism: Dromiciops gliroides (monito del monte)
Lineage: Eukaryota; Metazoa; Chordata; Mammalia; Microbiotheria; Microbiotheriidae
Gene: SAAL1
Product: serum amyloid A like 1
Exons: 12
Coding region: 51-1514 (487 amino acids)
Source: RefSeq, a predicted model, not a curated record
GCUGCUUUCGCUUCCUCCUCCAACCUUGGCACCCGGUGCUGCCGCUCGCCAUGGACCGGAACCCUUCGCCUCCAUGGAGGGGUUUGGAAGCUGAGGCCGAGGCCGAGGCCGCGGCCGCGGCGGGAGACUCCAUCGGGGCCACGAUGUACAGCAAACACUGGCUCUUCGGCGUCCUCGGCAGCCUCAUCCAGCUUAUUAAUCCGGAGAAAGACAAGUCUAGGGCAAAUAAUGAAGAGGAACAACUGACGGAACUGGAUGAAGAAAUGGAGGAUGAAAUUUGCAGAGUGUGGGACAUGUCAAUGGAUGAGGACGUAGCUUUAUUUCUCCAUGAAUUUAAUGCCCCAGAUAUAUUUAUGGGAGUUUUGGCCAAGUCCAAAUGUCCUCGACUAAUGGAAAUUUGUGUGGGAAUUUUGGGCAAUAUGGCCUGUUUCCAGGAAAUCUGCGUGUCUAUCAGUAAUGAUAAAAAUAUUGGACAGACAUUGUUGCACUGCUUGUUUGAUUUGGAUCCUCCUACUCUGCUGGAGAUAAGCAGGUUAUUGUUAACAUGCCUUUCCCAGCCACAAGUUGCCAAUAUUUGGAUUGAAAGGAUACAGGAAAAUCCAGCUGUCUAUGAUAGGAUUUGUUUCAUCAUGUCAAGCUCAACAAAUGUUGACUUGCUGGUGAAAGUGGGUGAAGUGGUUGAUAAGCUCUUCGACUUAGAUGAGAAGCUAAUGGUGGAAUGGGUCAGAAAUGGCUCUGCUCAGGCCCUAGACCCGUCCUCUGGGGAUUCUGUAGAGCAGCCACCGCUGAAGAUCGUCCCCUGUGUACUUGAAGCUGCUAAACAAAUCCGUUUUGAUAACCCAGUAGGACUGGAUGUUUAUAUGCACAUCUUACAGCUACUUACUACCGUGGAUGAUGGAAUUCAAGCAAUUGUUCAGCCUCCUGAUAUUGGAAGAGAUACUUGGAAUUUUCUUUCUGAUCUGGCCUGCCAUGACUUUUGUCAGCCUGAUGAUCCACCAGUCAUACUUCAGGAACAGAAAACAGUACUGGCCUCUGUCUUCUCAGUAUUAUCUGCAGUGUAUGCAUCACAGGCUGAACAGGACUAUAUAAAGAUGGAAAAAAAUCUGCCUCUAAUUGGUGGCUUGAUUCGGGUCUUGCACAACAUGGAGGACUGUCAGAAAAAAUCAGUGAACUUAGCAGAUUCCAGUACAGAAGAAACUGAAAAGCCUGACAUAAGCAAGGAGGAUUUCCACCUGCAAGUCUUGAAGGAUGUUUCAUGUGAAUUACUUUCUAAUAUUUUUCAGCAAUUGACAAAGGUACUGAAAGAUCCUUUUAUGUUGACUGUUCAGGAAAAUAUCAUUCAGGCUCUAAAGGAGGACCAUUUAAACAAGGAGAAGUGUUUCUGUGCAUUUAAAAACCUUCUUCCUCUAUACCACUCUGUGGUAAAAGGUUUCCUUCAUAUCCUGUGUGAAGCUGACAAGGCUCUUGGAGAAGAUCUGGUUAAGGAUUUCCCAAGUUUGAAGGCACAGAACUAAGACUAAAACAGAACAGUCCUUUGUUAAGAAAAAGACUUUCUUCCCUGGUUAAUGGAUGUGAUGGCCUCUAGCCUCCAGUAAACCUUGCUGACCUCAUGGAACUUGUAAGGGACAGCAGAGGGAGAUGACUUGUGGAGGAGUGGUAGGGAACCCCUGUGGACUGUGACUGCCUGGACUGUGACUGCCCUAACUCCCCUCUCCUUUGUGUGUUGUGGUUACGAGUAUAAACCUGCCAUUUGACUGUGUUGCUUUGUCUGCUUCACUGGGAGUAAAUCAUGCUAGUAUUUAAGGUGUCAACAGGGAAUGCUUAACUGAACCUGAAUUUGAUGCCAGAAUUUCAUAUGCAAGUAGGUGUUAGACAUUAGCCAUUUAAAAAUGGCUUUGUUUAUGGUAAUGAUGUGAAUAAUCAGGGUCUUUAAAUAUCUGAGAAGAGGAGGUAAAACCCACUAGAGUUGGAUGUUAGACUGGGUUUGUUGACAGGGACAACAUUUAAUAGUAUUGUGCAUGGGAAAGUAGAAAUGCUGUGGGGCAGCUAGGUGACACAAUGGAUAAAGCACUGGCCCUGGAUUCAGGAGGACCUGAGUUCAAAUCUGGCCUCAGACACUUGACACUUACUAGCUGUGUGACCCUGGGCAAGUCACUUAACCCUCAUUGCCCUGCUCCCCCCCCAAAAAAAAAAAGAAAAGAAAAGAAAUGCUGCCAUGCCUGUAUGACCACAAUUACAUAUGGAAAUCUCCCUUUGCAACUUAAGUUCAAUGGCAGGUCAUAAAAUAAUUGGUUUCAAAUCACUGAGGUUUUUUUUUUUUUUUUUAGGUGAGGCAGUUGGGGUAAGUGACUUUCCCAGGGUCACACAGCUAGUAAGUGUCAAGUGACUGAUGCCGGAUUUGAACUCAGGUCCUCCUGAAUGCAGGGUGGGUGCUUUAUCCACUGCAUCACCUAGCUGCCCCCACUGAGUUGUUUUGAGUGACAGUUUAUUCCUCUAAUCUCUUCUGAUUGAGGUACUAUGUAGCUCAGGAUUCUUUUCUCUUCUCAGACUUUGACAAUACUCCCAGUGUUAUUUGUCCAUUGUGACCAGUUAUGCUGGACUGGAAUGUCAGAAUUAUUCUAUCUUUGGCUUCUGUUAUUUCCACAAACUUAAAUGGACAAGUUUGGUUUUUGUUCAUUGUAGACUCCAAAGCCAUGUUCAGAAGACUUUGGUAGUAUUUUCCCUAUUUAUGCCAUGACUUUUUUGGCUUAUAAAUGCUAAUUUAGAUAUUUUGCCUUUCAUGACAGAGUUUUCCCACCCAGAAAAUGAAAAGGUGCUCGAGUUAGCCAUGUGCAAGUAUAGAGUUAAUUUCUUUAGUGUUAAAGUGCCAUUGUAUACAUGCUUUUGCAUAGUUUCUGGAUCUCUCUACUUUUUGCAAGGACAUUUAUAUAGAAAAUUACUCAUGCUAGCAAGUGAAGCCACAACUGGUAGAUUUCUUUUGUAUUUUUGUUCAUGGCAUUGGUGCUGACUUUAGUAUAAUGGAGCAAGUGGUUGAAAUAACCCCAUACAAUCAGAGAAAAUAAGCCAUGCCUCACAACCAAAUACAUGCACAGAUCGUGCAUUUCAGGCUGGUGCUAGAAAUUCUCCUGUUAGAUAUUAAUAUUUUUACCUGUGAACUAUUAAAAGAUUCCUUGGAAGGGUAACACUUAUCAGACCUUAGUGUAAAAGAAUUGCAGAUCUUAUCAUGAGAACAAGUUUUAAUUGGGGUGAGAAACUUUUAACAUAAACACUCUGAGCACCUAGGGGAAAGAGGACACCCCUGAUGGUUUGAUCCCAAAGGUGGAUGGGAACAGUGGAGUUCUUUACUUUGUAGUUUCACUCAAUUUUUACACUGUCUUGUGUACCAUCUUUUUCACUGUUCAAAGAUGAGGACUUAUAUUGCUCUACAUAUAUUUUUAUAUA